Messenger RNA from Cheilinus undulatus (humphead wrasse), 2784 nucleotides. RefSeq names its product cationic amino acid transporter 2-like. Gene Ontology annotation, biological process: transmembrane transport; amino acid transport. Bases 170 to 2002 code for a protein of 610 amino acids. The record is from RefSeq and is a predicted model, not a curated record. Gene Ontology annotation, molecular function: amino acid transmembrane transporter activity. Gene Ontology annotation, cellular component: plasma membrane. NCBI's taxonomy places the organism in Eukaryota, Metazoa, Chordata, Actinopteri, Labriformes, Labridae. The transcript has 12 exons.
UGUGCAGCAGAGCAGGAAGCACAGCUGAUGGCAGACUGUGAGCUGGAGGGAGAGGGAAGUUUUCUCUCUUUCUGAAUGUUCUCUGUCAUCACACUCUAACAACUGUCAGUGUGCAGAAGCAGCUUUAUGUUUUCCUUAAUCUCGAUAGCAGUCUGAACACAGACCAGACAUGGCCUGCAGUGCUUCUGGUUGCACAUUGUCUUGUGCCCAAGUACUGCGCUUCAUUCAGACACUGACCCGUAAGAAGCCUUUGGAGCCAGAGGGUGAAGAGUCUAACUUCUGCCGAUGCCUGACCACCUCGGACCUGGUGGGUCUGGGUGUUGGCAGCACACUUGGAGCAGGUGUGUACGUGUUGUCAGGAGAGGUGGCCAGGGAAGUGUCCGGUCCCAGCAUCAUCAUUUCCUUCCUGGUCGCAGCUGUGGCUUCAGUUUUUGCAGGCUUGUGUUAUGCUGAGUUCGGAGCCAGGGUCCCCAAAACAGGCUCGGCCUACCUUUAUAGCUACGUGACUGUGGGAGAGGUGUGGGCGUUUGUGACCGGCUGGAACCUGCUGCUUACUUACGUCAUUGGAACUUCUAGUGUAGCUAAAGCCUGGACUGGAACCUUUGAUGACCUGGUUGACAACGUCAUUGCUGAAACUCUGACUAAACAUACGCCCAUGAAAUCACCUGGGUUGGCUACUUACCCAGACUUCUUUGCUGCUGGGUUGAUUAUGCUGCUUGCUGGGAUUCUUGCGUAUGGUGUCAAGGAGUCUGCAGUCAUGAAUACAGUUUUUACUGCAGUGAAUGUAGCUGUAUUAAUAUUCAUCAUCAUUGCAGGAUUCAUAAAAGGAGACAUCAGCAACUGGCAGAUCAGUCAGGAGACAAUCCUGAACGCAACUGGACAAAUGGAGAACCUAACAUUGACAAGUAAUAACACAGCUGACUUUGGUGUUGGUGGCUUCUUUCCAUUUGGAUUGGACGGAACAUUAGCCGGAGCAGCCACCUGUUUCUAUGCUUUUGUUGGAUUUGACUGCAUCGCCACUACAGGGGAGGAGGUCCACAACCCACAGAAAGCCAUACCUCUUGGGAUUGUGGCGUCUCUGCUCAUCUGCUUCCUGGCUUACUUUGGUGUAUCAGCUUCUCUAACGCUCAUGAUGCCUUACUAUCUGCUGGACACACACAGCCCAGUACCAGUGGCCUUUGAAUAUGUUGGCUGGGAGUCUGCAAAGUAUCUUGUAGCUGUGGGAUCCCUCUGUGCACUCUCAUCAAGUCUUUUGGGCAUGAUGUUUCCAAUGCCAAGAGUACUCUUCGCCAUGGCGAGAGAUGGCCUGUUCUUUAAGCUUCUACGUUACAUGAGCUCCAGGCAGAGUCCAGUCUUUGCCACGCUGGCUUCAGGAGCUGUAGCUGCUUUCAUGGUGCUGUUGUUUGACCUGAAGGCUCUAGUCAACAUGAGUUCAAUUGGCACCAUCUUUGCCUACUCUCUUGUUGCAGUGUGUGUUCUCAUACUAAGGUACAAAGAAGACUCCAGUUUUGUCCACAGAUCAGAACCGUUUUCUAUGAUAGGCCUGUUUAGGCCUCCGCCUCGACCCACGCAUCGCACCUCUAAAAAUGUCAACAUAGUGACAGUCAUCAUUUUGUUUUUGGUGGUCGUUUUAAGCGUGUUGCUCUCUGAGGCCGUGCAUUCUCUCCGUAGACGAGAGGCGUGGAGCGUUCUGCUGGUCACCGUCCUCGCUCUGUCACUGGUCCUGGCUGUUGUGAUCAUCUGGAGGCAGCCACAGAGCUCGACUAUAGCUGCUUUCAUGGUUCCCUGUCUUCCUGUUAUUCCAGUUGUAAGUGUUCUUAUUAAUACCUACCUGAUGGUUCAGCUGGGAGGAGAGACCUGGAUCUGCUACGCUUUCUGGAUGGCAGUAGGACUGAUCAUCUACUUCAGCUAUGGGGUUCAUCAUAGUGUCCAAAAACAAAGGCUCCAAGAGGCUCCCACCCAUCUGAAUAUUGUUGAUGUGAAUCUGAGUGUUGCUGCUUGAUGUUUCCACUUGUGUGGCUUAAUGCCAUCCACUAACAUGGGUCGAGCAGGACAGAGAAAAAGGUUGUAUUUAAGAACUAGGUUCCCUGAAUUUCUUUAGGAUUUGAUUCAGGAUGCUAAAUUUUAACACAAAACUGCUUUGCUGAAAGCAUUGUUACGGUAUGAAAUGAUGUGUUUCAAAUAUCUGUAUGCUAGGCUUUGCUGUAUUACAAACAUCCUGUUUGUCUUUUUAUCAUUUUUAUGCAUUUGAUCAGUCAUUCAGGACUAUGUAAUCUUGGAUGUGAUUGUUUAAUGUCAGUAUUUGACAGUUAAAAGUUUUUAAAUGCCGAUCUAUUUCAAGUGUUUAUGUGAGUCAGUAAAAAUAAAUAUUGGUAAUUUUGUUAAAAGUGAUGUUUUUUUCCCAUUAGUCUAAACAUCUCAAACUGUUAGAACAAAACAUUAAUCUGAUUAAUCUGCUCUCAGUAUCCCACAAAAAAGUCAAACCAGAUUUAGACAUUUUUGAAAAUUUAUUAGAAAUAAAAAACUGAAAUAUCACAUAGAAAUAAGUAUUCAGACCCUUUAAAAAACAUUAAAUUUGGCUCAGGUUCCUCCCAUUUCUCACACACCUUGAUUGAAGUCCACCUGUGUUAAAUUGAAUUGAUUGGAUGUGAUUUAGAAAGGCACACACCGCUCUAUAGAAGGCCUCAAAGCUGACAAUGGAUAUCGGAGCAAAAAACAAGCCAUGAGGUCAAAGGAACUGCCUGCAGAGCUCAGAGACAGGAUUGUUGAAAGGCACAGAUCUAC